Molecule: messenger RNA, 1533 nt
Organism: Saccostrea cuccullata (small rock oyster)
Lineage: Eukaryota; Metazoa; Mollusca; Bivalvia; Ostreida; Ostreidae
Exons: 1
Coding region: 1-1533 (510 amino acids)
Molecular function (GO): zinc ion binding; nucleic acid binding
Source: RefSeq, a predicted model, not a curated record
AUGACUUCAUUUGGAUUGAUCGGAAAAAUUGAACCAUUUGACGAGACAAUCGAGUCCUGGGAGUCCUAUGUGGAACGUUUUGAACAAUAUUUCGAGGUCAACGAGAUUGACCCUGGGAAGAAAGUAUCUUCGUUAUUGUGUCUAAUUGGUGGAAAACUGUAUUCCCUGCUUCGUGACCUGACAUUCCCCGACAAGCCAGCCACGAGAACAUACCAAGAACUGGUAAGACUACUGAAUAACCAUUUGUCUCCUAAACCCAUUAAAACGGCAGAGCGCUUUCGCUUCGAUAAAAGAGACCAAAAAGAGGGGGAAACUAUCACAGAAUAUGUAGCGCAAUUAAAGAAAUUAUCCAUACAUUGUGUCUUUAAUGCGUCAUUAAAUGAAAAGCUUAGAGACAGAAUAGUGUGUGGUGUAAGAAAUACACAAAUUCAGAGACGAUUGCUGUCAGAAAAAGAUCUAUCAUAUGAAAAGGCGGUUGAGAUAAGUCUCGCAAUGGAAGCCGCAGCUAAAGACGCCACAGAAUUACAGAGUAAAAACAGGACAGAGACAAGGGCCGUGAACAGAUUGCAUGUGAAAAACAGACAUUCAAAACCGAGUGAUAAGAAAGACAGAAAGCAGUGCUAUAGAUGUAAUGGCAAUGGGCAUGUUGCACAGGACUGUCGUUUCAAAGAUACGGUGUGUCAUAACUGUCAUAAACGUGGACAUAUUCAAAAAGCAUGCCGCUCAAAACCUACAACCCCUAGGAAACCCAUUCAAAGGAAGAAAACUGUAAAUUUUGUAGCUGAUGAUUCUCAGGAUCCAAGUGAUGACAAUUACAUAGCCAGUCUGGAACUUAACAAUUUGGCAAGAAAGGAUAUUAUCUGGAUCCAGCUGAAAAUAAACGGAAAGACGAUGAAGAUGGAACUUGAUACUGGUUCUGCUGUGUCAGUCAUGGCGAAGGGGGAGUUCCGAGAAAAGUUUGGAAACCUAAAUUUGAAAACCCCGGACAUCACGCUACGCACAUAUUCUGGAGAACACAUCAAGCCAGUGGGUUAUAUAGAUGUGCUAGUUGAAUAUGAUGACACGAAAGAGACAUUACCCUUGUAUGUUGUUCGUAAAGGAGGACCAGCGCUUCUCGGCAGAGAUUGGUUGAAGGAAAUUCAACUUGACUGGAAAGUGAUCAAAGAGACACAUGCCGUAAACACUGUAAAUCCACCAAACAUUAGUGAAAUUUUGGAGAAAUACAAGGAUGUGUUUAGUGAUGAUGUGGGAACUGUCAAAGGUAUCACAGCCAAGCUGUCACUCAAGGAAAACAAGCCCAAAUAUGUCAAGGCAAGGACAGUGCCAUUUUCCUUAAGAGCAAAAGUUGAGGAAGAACUUGACAGACUGGAAGCAGAGGGAACACUUACCAAAGUCCAACAUAGUGACUGGGCAACUCCAAUCGUACCUGUCUUGAAGAAAAACGGAAGUGUAAGAAUUUGUGGAGAUUUCAAGGUCACUCUGAACCCGCUACUUAACGUCGAUCAAUAUACGACGAUAUUUUUGCGAAUAUGA